GUCGUAAAGAUAGUCAAUGCCUUAUCCGGUGCAGCUGAGUUAGGUGGCCCUGCCGUGUGUGCAUACCUUCUCGGUAACCCGGACCACUAUACAAAUGAGCUCUUUAAAGUUUUCCACUGGCGUUCGUACGUGCGUCAAGUGCGAGAGGAUACGGAGGAGGCUGGAGCUGUAAGCGACGCCGCUGCUGAUAGAGUUAUGUUAGGGAUGUCUGGUGGGGGUGUCGUUCCCCUUUCCAAAAUCAACGACUAUAAAUUUCGCCCGCGGAGAUUCGCAGAAUGGACGCUGUACGACUUCCUGCGUCUGACAGAUGUGCGGCGUCUCAGCAAGAAAGAAAUACAGUCAGAAGCCGCCGAUCCCGAUCAGAUGGACGUCGAUGUCGCAAAUGCAGAGCGCUUUCUGACCGGCCAUCCUCUGCGUGCCACCCAUGGCGUGUACGUGAAGGACGAGAAGCAGGCAUACAUACUCAAUUUUGUUGGCGGUACACCUCCCCGUCCUGACCGAGGUGAUCGCGAGGAAUAUUGCUGUGCUAUGCUCACACUAUUUCAUCCCGGAGGAUGGCGCGUUGGACACGACAUGCGUCCGGCUGGACAGACAUGGACGAGUGUAUUUGAACGCACUCGGUUUGAGAGUUCGCACAUCCAGAUAAUGAAGAACAUGAACUUACUUUAUGAGUGUCUGGAUGCUCGCGAUGAUUAUUCCGCC
Molecule: messenger RNA, 702 nt
Organism: Trametes versicolor FP-101664 SS1
Lineage: Eukaryota; Fungi; Basidiomycota; Agaricomycetes; Polyporales; Polyporaceae
Exons: 2
Source: RefSeq, a predicted model, not a curated record